Molecule: messenger RNA, 177 nt
Organism: Mirounga angustirostris (Northern elephant seal)
Lineage: Eukaryota; Metazoa; Chordata; Mammalia; Carnivora; Phocidae
Product: DNA-directed RNA polymerases I, II, and III subunit RPABC4-like
Exons: 1
Coding region: 1-177 (58 amino acids)
Biological process (GO): DNA-templated transcription
Cellular component (GO): RNA polymerase I complex; RNA polymerase II, core complex; RNA polymerase III complex
Molecular function (GO): DNA binding; zinc ion binding
Source: RefSeq, a predicted model, not a curated record
AUGGACACUGAGAAGGAUGUUCAAUCCCAAAAGCAGCAGCCAGUCAUAUUAAUCUGUGGAAAAUGUCAUAAAGAAAAUGAAAUAAAAUCCAAGUAUCCAAUCAAAUGCAGAAACUGUGAAUACAGAAUAAUAUACACAAAAAAUACUAAAAUUUUGUUGGUUUCUGAUGCACAAUGA